AUGAUGCCUACAACUACAAGCAGCAGCACCAGAAUUGUCCAUCCAUGGAAGUCUCCAUUACCUUACCUCUUUGGCAGCUUAGCCGUAAUACUGCUACUCAUUUUUGUUGCAUUGAUCAUCCUCGUCUGCUCGUACCGCGAGGGCUCUUCUGGAUCAUCAAGUGAUCGAGAUGAAGAGAAGCCGAAAAAGCCCAACACGAACAGUACAGUGUGCGAAGACGAGCCUAAGAUUGUUGUCAUAAUAAUGGCCGGAGAAGACCAGCCCACGCACUUGGCUACACCGGUCACCUCUGUCUGCUCUUGCUCUUGCGAGAAAGUCUGA
This is a messenger RNA of Rosa chinensis, 321 nucleotides long. Its product is annotated as protein GLUTAMINE DUMPER 2. NCBI's taxonomy places the organism in Eukaryota, Viridiplantae, Streptophyta, Magnoliopsida, Rosales, Rosaceae. Gene Ontology annotation, biological process: regulation of amino acid export. The record is from RefSeq and is a predicted model, not a curated record. The transcript has a single exon. Bases 1 to 321 code for a protein of 106 amino acids.